Molecule: messenger RNA, 2965 nt
Organism: Trachymyrmex cornetzi
Lineage: Eukaryota; Metazoa; Arthropoda; Insecta; Hymenoptera; Formicidae
Product: patched domain-containing protein 3
Exons: 12
Cellular component (GO): membrane
Source: RefSeq, a predicted model, not a curated record
UUCGGGUCGGCUAACCAGUCGGUCGGUCGGUCGGUCGGUUGGUCAGGCAAGAAAACCAGCCACGGGAGCGUCAGUCAACAAUCGAACACGCGGCAGUGAACACCGCCGAAAUGGAAACUCGCGUCGACGGGCGAACGACAGCGAUGGCGAUGACGGAGACGGCCGUCGCGUCCACGGCCGAUGACGACGACGAGCGCCGACGAGGAUCGAUCGCCGUCACGUGGAGUCGCUGCAAAAAGCUGCUGCUCGAUUUUCACUUCAACUCCGAUCGGAUAUUUUACUGGGUCGGAUAUAAUAUAGCUACAAAACCGUGGCUUUGGCUAAUAAUUUCCCUGUGCCUAAAUCUCGUCUUCGGUCUCGGACUGUUACUCUGGAGGGAAGAGAUCGAUGAAGUAGAACUCUAUAUGCCAAUCGAUUCUGUAUUUCGCAAGGAUGCUGCAUGGGUGAAGGAGCAUUUCCGAGACGAUCUCAGGCACGAAAGUGUCAUCGUCACUGCUCCUAACGUGCUGGAUCCCGAAGUGCUGCGAUCGGUACAUAGGCGAUCAUGAAUUAUACGAGUAUCAGCGAAGGUUCUUUUCUACAAUAAUAAUACUUGGGAAGAUGUGUGCGCUGGAUAUUUUACAUGGUUCCAAGAAGAUGAUAAAUGGGAAACCAUGAAUAAAACUGAGUUUCCCGAGGAAUAUCUACCUGUUAUAAACAGUACGAUGGCGAAGGAACCUUGUAUUCAUAAAUCGCUCUUAAAGAUAUGGCAUAAGGACAGUAGAAAUAUCGAUAAAUUAACAAAGACCAGAAUAUUAGAUGAUGUUACCGCGACUCUGCAAAAUACAAAUACCAAGGACAUAUUAUCUGACGUUGCGCCGUUACUAGGCGGUGUUGAUUAUGAUCAAAACGGGAGAGUAAAGAGCGCGAACGCUACAAUUCUAUAUUGGUUGCUGAAGAAGUCCAAUCCGCAGUCACCAGAAUGGGAGGUUGAGUUCAUCGAGAGGGUAUUGCACUCGAAUCGUACCCUGCCGCCAGGUAUGGAGAUCUACGCGGUGACGCUACGUAGCUACCAAGACAUGUUGCACGAAGUGGUCAACAGUAAUAUGACCGUGUUAUUCUGCGGCAUGUUACUGAUCACGUUCUACGUAAUUAUGAUGAUUGGUCGGUGCAACGCGAUGCAGCAACGAAUAUAUUUAUCCCUCAUGGGUAUUUCCGUGGUUGGCCAGGCUAUCUUGUCGGCUUAUGGGAUAUGCUACUAUAUGGGAUUUUUCUACGGUUCAGUGCAUCCGAUCUUGCCAUUUUUGCUACUUGGUAUUGGCGUCGAUGAUAUGUUCAUCAUCAUGCAAAAUCUUGAAACUAUGUCAGAGACGGAUAAGUCCUUGGACAUCCCAUCCCGUAUAGCAAAAUCUAUUCAAGUUUCAGGUAUGUCCAUUACCGUGACAUCAUUUACCAACAUGGUGGCCUUCGCCAUCGGCAUGACAACAGUGAUGCCCUUUCUGAAAUCCUUUUGUAUAUUUGCCGCAAUGGGUAUAUUAUUCCUCUACAUCUACGAGAUCACGUUCUUUGUCAGCUGUCUGGUAUACGAUGAAAGACGAUUGGCGGCAAAAAAGGAGGGCUGUUGUUGCCAGCCGCGACCCAAUUGGCAACCAAACAAAUGCACCAAGCAAAACUUUCAGCGGUAUAUUUUCGAGAAAUACGUCGGACCUUGUGUGAUGAGAACGUCGAUAAAGAUUAUCAUCCUGUUAGUCACUGCUAUCCUGCUAGGCGUUAACGUGUGGGCAAUAUUUCACUUGAACCAGAACUAUGAUCCGCUCGUCUAUUUAAAUCAGGAAUCUUAUCCUAUACGAUUUAAUAACAAAUUGAUGAAAUACUUUCCAAAGUAUGGCAAGAAUGUCAAUAUAUACCUGACGGGUGUAGACUAUUAUCAAGAUCGUCAUGCAUUGUCCCAGUUGGUGGACAGUCUCAAGCAAAAUCCAUAUGUUAAUAAUCGUACUUUGGACCCGUGGUUUAUAGUGUAUCAGGAAUGGCUCGACACUACUGGCAAAGGACAUUAUAUCGAGAAUAGAGACGAAUAUUAUAAUACUCUUACGGAAUUUCUCCUAUUUACGGUGAAAGGCCAAGCGUACAUCCAAAAUAUGAAAUUCAAUAAGUUGCCGUUUAAUGACUACAAUAUCACAACAUCACAGAUUCCAGUCCAACACAUUCCCAUAACUACGUCGUCCGAUCAAACACGGGCUAUGCAAUCUGUCAGAGACGCCGUGAAAUCGGUGAAUUUUACUCAGGGAUACGAUUAUAUUGCAAUUUAUUCGUCGGAUUAUAUAUCAUGGGCGUCGAACACGAUCAUCGGCGAAGAAUUGAUCAGGAAUUUGAGUUUAGAGAUAAUGGCGGUAGGAAUAGUAACAUUGGUCCUACUUAGAAAUCUACUUGCGUCGUUUUGGGUGAUGUGCUGUGUACUGUUCACGCUCAUCGAUCUUCUAGGCUCGAUGUACUUUCUGGGAUUGACUAUCGAAAUAUCAUCAACCAUUAUGAUCCUAUUGUGCGCCGGACUGGCAGUUGAUUAUGCUGCACACAUUGGUUUGGAAUUUAUACGUUCAAGCGGCAAUAAACAAGAACGAGCACUAACGACGUUUAACGUUAUUGGACCAGCAGUGUUUAAUGGUGGAUUAAGUACAUUCCUUGCCUUUGUCCUGGUAGGUUUCAGCCAGGCUUAUGUUUUCACAACUUUUUUCAAGUUGAUUACGUCCGUAGUGACAUUUGGUUUGUUUCAUGGAAUGUUAUUUUUACCGGUAAUAUUAAGCUUGGCGGGACCAGGUGAAAGAAGGCAAGAUAGUUCGAAAAAAAGCCAAGCUAUGCAAUAUCAGAAUGGUUAUUAUACCGUCCAUCUAUCCCAAAAUGGAAAAGAUACAGAAGAUGCACUUGCUAAAUGACGUUUAGCAAUGCUACAAAAGGCUGCUUAGGUGAAAAUAUUUUUGUAGGUAAUUGA